AAAACAGAUUUUAAAUUUCUAUUUCCUUUUUUUGUUAAUAAAAAAUAAAUAAAUAAAUAAAAUAAAAUAAAAUAAAAUGGCAGAGCGUUCUAACGCUGGUAUUAUUCAAGUUGGAGAAGAAAGAUGGAUUCCGGGAUCUAUUCGAGCUGAUGGCACCUAUCGUAAAGAACGUAAAGUGAGGCCCGGAUUUGUUCCAGCUGAAGAUGUUCAACGUUAUUCAAAUGCACGUCUAGAAGCUAGUAAAGCAUCUACUUUACCUCCAGGUGCAAAAUCAAAAAAGGAAGUUCCUGGUUCUAAAAAGAAAGAAGUAACGACUGUCAAGAAAGAGCAAACACCGCCUUCAACAGAUCAGCCCAAGGAAAAGAAAAUUAAAGCUUUAAACAAGAAAUUAAGGCAAAUUACAGAAUUGGAACAAAAAUUAAUUAAAGGAGAAACCCUAAAUGAAGAGCAACUUGAAAAAGUGAAAAAAGGAAAAGCAAUAAGAGAGGAAUUAGAAAAGUUAACUGCUUAGAUAAUUGUUUUAUUUCAUUUCCAUCUCGUUUUUAUUUUUAUUUUGUUUGGUUUUGUUUUUUUUUUCAUUUUCAUUUCAUUUCAUUUUCUUUUAUUUUUUCUCUUUUUUUUUUU
This is a messenger RNA of Cokeromyces recurvatus, 624 nucleotides long. RefSeq lists its product as uncharacterized. The record is from RefSeq and is a predicted model, not a curated record. Gene Ontology annotation, cellular component: exon-exon junction complex; cytoplasm. Gene Ontology annotation, molecular function: RNA binding. The transcript has a single exon. Gene Ontology annotation, biological process: exon-exon junction complex disassembly. Bases 77 to 511 code for a protein of 144 amino acids. NCBI's taxonomy places the organism in Eukaryota, Fungi, Mucoromycota, Mucoromycetes, Mucorales, Mucoraceae.